AGGGGGCAGAAGGAAAAAAAGGGGAGGCAGUGUCUGCACUCCGGAAGGGAGGAGUCAGGCACAGGGAAAGGGCAGCUGGAGCUCCACACUUAAAAUCUUCUUUACCCGAGAAACUCUUCAUUUACAGUCUUUACCGCAAUAAACAUUUAUGAAUUGACGAGUUUUGUGUUUAGGCUUCAGGUAUGUAGCCAAAGACCGGGCGCUAAUUAUGUGCUGGACUGCCCCUGCCAAUCGCACGUAGAACAAAAAGAGAAGACAAGGGAAAAAGAAAAGUCGGCAGAGCAAUUUUGGAGUUUAAAGUAAAGAAGUUAAGAGCCUCUGUCUGCAACUAGCGUCGAGAGGAAGUCUGAGGAGAGGACAGAAAAGUUUCGCAACUGAACGAGUAUCCUGUCUUAACGAGGUACUGAGGAAUGCCCAGUUGUCAUGGAAACCCAGUCACAGACCAUUUCUGCAGCAGAGAAGAGGAAGAAAGUGGAGACCACUGUAGCCACCAAGAGCGCACCCACCCGUGCAGACAUUAGUGAGAAGGCCGUGGCCUCCAGCACUACCUCCAAUGAGGAUGACAGUUCACGUUCCCCAUAUCUUCGUGAGAGGCGUAAUGCCAUCAGUGGGCAGGCCAUGGUUCUGGGCCUAUCAGGAAAACUGAGUGAGGAACCAUCCACCUCUACAGAAGACCGCCCGCCAUUAGUGAAGAAAGAGCUUCAUAGCUCUCUGCCCCACCUGGUGGACUACACCCUCCCCUAUCGGGGGACACUGUUUGCCAUGGACCCUCGCAAUGGAUACCUGGACCCUCACUAUACUACACCUCAGUUCUUUCCUGGUUUUCAUCCUCCAGUACCAAUCGAUGAUAGACACACACAAGGCCGAUACAUUUAUGAACCCUCGCCAGUACCUCCGCUACACGUGACUCCUGCACUGGCGGCCAGCCCGGCAUUUUCUGAUAUCUCCCUCAUCCGGAUCUCACCACACCGGAACCCUUCAGUGGGGGCGGAGUCACCCUUUAACCCCCCACAUCCAUACAUUAAUCCCUACAUGGACUAUAUCCGCUCACUCCAUAGCAGUCCCUCUCUGUCCAUGAUCUCUGCGGCCAGGGGCCUUAGUCCCACAGGUGCACCCCAUGCCAGUUUGACCACAGCAGAGUAUUACCACCAGAUGGCCCUACUUGCAGGUCACCGCAGCCCAUACACUGACAUCAUUCCUUCAGUGGCAUCCACAUCAGGACCUGCAAGCAAUGUCCUGCAUAUGGAGUACCUGCAGGCUAUGGAAACUUCACGAUUUCCAAGUCCUAGGCUAACAAAUCGGCCCAGCAGAAAACGACCCCUUCCCAGCUCCCCUUCCCUGUCUGACCCCAGUUUUGACCUGCAGGCCAUGAUUCGCACCUCGCCCAACUCUCUAGUCACUAUACUAAAUAAUUCCCGCUCCAGCUCAUCCACCAGUGGAUCCUAUGGACACCUCUCAGCUGGUACUAUCAGCCCUGCAUUGAGUUUUGCUUAUCCUCAGACAUCUGUGGCACUGCAAAUGCAUCAGCAGCUGAUCAGUCGGCAGCCGGGCAUUGUAGGUUCUGCAUUUGGACACAGUCCGCCCCUUGUGCACCCUGCUCCUAUCUUUGCCACCCAGAGACCUGCUCCUGACAUCCCUCCCUCCAGUAUGCCACCUACAGAAUGUUCCAUUGCCUCAAAUGACUCACAGAGUAAACCCACCAGUGAGUCGGCUGUGAGUAGCACAGGGGACCCCAUGCAUCACAAACGCUCCAAACUCAAACCAGAUGAGGAGCCGCACAGCCCCAGAGCUGUUAACGUGCAGGAGCAUACAGAUGGAAUGACGCUGGUGAAAGAGGAGGUUGAUAAAGAGGAGGGCAAGCAGGAGCCGGAGGUGGUGUAUGAGACCAACUGCCACUGGGAGGGUUGCUCCAGGGAAUUUGACACCCAAGAGCAGCUUGUGCAUCACAUAAAUAAUGAUCACAUCCAUGGAGAAAAGAAGGAGUUUGUGUGUCGCUGGGAAGAAUGUUCAAGAGAGCAGAAACCCUUUAAAGCCCAGUACAUGCUGGUAGUGCACAUGCGCAGACAUACAGGAGAGAAGCCUCAUAAAUGCACGUUUGAAGGCUGUUCGAAGGCCUACUCCAGACUGGAGAACCUGAAGACACAUUUGCGCUCACACACAGGAGAGAAACCGUAUGUGUGUGAACAUGAAGGCUGCAACAAAGCCUUUUCCAAUGCAUCAGACCGAGCCAAACACCAGAAUCGCACACAUUCCAAUGAGAAACCCUAUGUGUGUAAAAUCCCUGGUUGCACUAAACGAUACACUGAUCCCAGCUCUUUACGGAAACAUGUUAAGACUGUACAUGGUCCUGAAGCACAUGUUACCAAGAAACAGCGUGGAGAUGCAUACCCGCGUCCCCCACCUCAGCCCCGAGAACCUGGAGGAAAUGGACAAGGUCAGUCACCAGGACAGCUGCCUCUCAGAGCGAUCACUGACCAAAGGGAGUAUAACCAUGCUGCCUCAAAACAGGACGAAUGUCUUCAAGUCAAGUCAAUCAAAACAGAGAAGCCCAUGACGUCUGAGCCAAGCACUGGCAGUCAGUCUUCAUGCAGCUGUGACCAGUCCAUCGGCGGCCCCCAUAUCGGCCGUGGAGUCCAGCUUGCUGUGAACAGCAUUGGGCUUGCGGGGGAGGAGGCAGUUCUUAAGGACCAGGAAAAUGAAAAGGAGGAUGAGGAAGGAGAGGGAGAGGAGGAGGAUUCCCCCAUUAUGGACUCUACAGUAUCCACUGUAACAACCAUGUCAGCAACACUAGCUUUGCAGACUCGCGGAAGUGUAGGACGGCCCCUACGCUGGAUGGAGCAUGUUAAGAUGGAGAGGUUAAGGCAGGUGAAUGGAGCUGUGGCUAGGUUAGGACAUGUGUCCCCAACACUGCCCCCUAAAGGCCAGGCCCUACCUGCCCUCCUAGGAAAGGGUUCAUGCCUUGGUAGGAGUAGUUCUGUGGGGGUCCCCAAGCCUCCUCCAUGUCCUGAGCCAUCCAACACAGAGCUGACAGUGCUAAAUUUGCUGUGUGAGCGCCGCGACAGCAGUGGCAGCAACACCAGCUCGGCCUACCUGAGCAGCAGUCGUCGAUCCUCUGGCAUCUCCCCCUGCUUCUCCAGCCGCCGUUCUAGCCAGGCCUCACAGUCUGAGCACAGCCUCCAUCGGCGUAUUCACAAUCUCAGUGCCACUGACUCUUAUGAUCCUAUAUCUACUGAUGCCUCACGACGCUCCAGUGAAGCCAGCCAAUGUGGAGGUGGAGGAAGUUCAGGUGGGAUGGUAUACAUUGGAAGAGGAGGUAUCGGAGGACAUGGAUUGGAGGCAAGAGGUGGUCUGAACCUCACUCCAGCUCAACACUAUCACCUGAAGGCCAAGUAUGCCGCUGCUACAGGUGGGCCUCCUCCCACACCCUUGCCAAACAUGGAGCACAUGAGACUAAAGACACGUCUGGCUUUGAUGGAAGAUAAACAGAACAUGGGCCAACUUACACUACCACCUCUGGUCAGGCCACGUCGCUGUAGUGAUGGUACGCAUAACUUACAUGGGAGUCAAGCACUGUAUCAACGAAGGGGACUGUACCCCGUUGAAGGUCCAGGGAAUAAUGAUCGAAGAGCUAGUGACCCUGUGCGUACAUGGGAUGCUAGUACUUUUGGCUUGCCACAGUUACAGCGUUUCAGCAGUUUAAAUAACAUGAAUUUUCUGCCCCAUAUUGCUGGUAAUUAUUAUUUAGAUAGAGAAGAUAACAGUCUGAGCUUACAGAACUACAUCUUUCAGAGGAGUCUUCAUUCACCUCCCAGCAUUGUGGAGCAAUCAGCACUUGAGGACUUGGAAAUUCUGCCGGAUGAUUUUGUGCAGUAUCUUCAUUCCCAAGAUCAAAAAUCAGAUCACAGCCAUAACAGUGAUUCCAGUCCCCAUAGAUCCAGUUUUAACCAGGGUACUGCAGAUGUCCAGAACUUCCUCAACCCACAACAGCAACAGGAAGAGUCAGAAGGGGAAAGCAAUAGUAAAGAUAUAAAGCCUAUCCAGUGGAAUGAAGUGACCUCUGGUAGUGCUGAUGUUUCUACUCUCAGGCAGCAGAGGUGCAGAAGAUUGUCAGACCAGAAUGGCAUUGUGAGCAACGCCUUUGGUCGCUUUGGAAACAUGGUUGUGCAGCAACAAAUGCAUACAGAGUUCAUGGAUCAACACUCAACACUUUGUAGAGAUGGUGUCCAACACAUGGCAGGUAUGAACUACAGGUGCAUAUAUCCAGAGCAACAUCAACAUAUUGCAAAGCCAUCCCAACAACAGUCCAGGACGAAUCCAAGCAUUAAGACUGAGUCUUCUUCAACCUGGAAAAUGGAAUCAAGGCGCAACAACUUUGGUCAACCAGACUUCUCUCAAAUCUCUUUGGGCCCCCUCCAUCGUAGCUGUACCCAACAGACAACUAUAACCCAAACCAACCUCACGGAAAAUCAAACAGUAACACAUCAAAUCAGCAGCAAUCUUUUGUUGCAAAGUCCAUCUAACAACAGCUUGUCUCCAGAAACACUACUGCCUCACCAACCCCAACCUCCUAUGACUCAACCACCUGUCAAUAGUGGCAAUAGAAACUUAAAUCACACACAAACCUACUUCAUUCAGCAGGAUAUCAAUGGUCAUAACGCACAUUCAUUCCAGCAGCAAAGUUUGAGAAAUGUAACCAAUCACUCUCUUGUAAAUCAGGUUUCAGGACUGAAGCUUGAUGCAGAUGAUCACAUUCAUUCCAACACUUCUAUCCAGCAACAAAAGCCUGUGUUUAUUGCUGAUUGUUUUCACACGUCCAAAACUUCAUCUUCUCAUAACACAGCACAGUCAGGUCUAAUGGAGUCCUUGAAAGCUGAGACAGAAACACCUUCUGAGGCCCUUCUGUCCCCUGGGAUUGAUCAGGUGACCAGUACAGUAGAAGAAAGUCGAGGUGUCUUAGAUAAUUUUGGUUUAGAUAUUUGUUCCAUCCUUGAGGAUGGUUCUGAGCAGGGUAGUGUGGUGUCUGACAUUAUCAGUCCCAGUUUUUUCCAGGGUCUGUCUGGAACUUUCUCUCAGCUGUCUACUCCUCGUGUUUUAGCUCCAUUUCAUCCAGGAACUAACAACAUGGCUAUCGGUGACAUGAGCUCUCUCCUCACCACCCUCGCAGAAGAAAGCAAAUUUCUGGCUAUUAUGCAGUAAUCUGUGCAAUCCCCGAAAUUGUUGUAGAAAAGACAAAUUUAACAGACUUAUGUAUGUAAUGUAAAGAUGUGGGAUAAGAAAAUAAGUUAUUGCUUUAUACUCAUUAAAAUAGAUUAUUAGGCGAUGUUGACAAAGAGAUGGUACACAAUCUUAAAUCUUUCUCAUCUUCCUAGAGACAUUUCUGGAAUAGAGGCUAUUUUAAAAACCCUUCUUUUAUACUGUUAUAUGACAAUGACAGAUGGAGACACUGGUCUUCUUUUUAUCACUUUGAAUCAGUAUUCUCUGUGUUGUUGAUAUUUUUAUGUUUUGUUGUACAUUAUUGGUACAAGUGCAUGAUCAUUUUCUUAUUAAGUGUAAACAGUGUUCACUUAACUAAGUAGGUUAACUCAUGGUAUUAUGUAUCUUUAUUGUUGAGGGCAUUGCAUACUACAAAGAAUGUGUGAAUAUGCACAGACUUAACUGUCAUCAGGUCUAAACAGGGUUUAAUAUCACUCUUAACAGGCCCAAGUGUCAUAUUUUGAUUAAAAUAUCUAAAUGUAUUUUAAAUGUCUUAUAUCAACAAUGUUGCAAUGAUCAUGUAAGUCUUAAUAAAUUGACCAUUUUUUUUCCCCCAACAUUGCAAAUAAAAUGGACCAUUUUGUUGUGCAAGGGUAUGAUAAGUGUAGCGCAAAAUGCUAGAGUUGAUCAUUUAAUCUCUUUAUUAUAUUUACUGUAUCCUUGUAAAUAAAUGUUUUUCUUCAUUUUUUAUAUUGCAAAAUUUACAUUUUGCAUUAUUUUGAUUAUAUUGUUAGUGACUGGUGUUGGUGUUUAGCAGUGCAUUGACAAAAAGAGAAAAAUCUCAACAUGUUGCUCAUUGCACAAUUUUUUUUAUUUGUGGCCAAAAUAUGUUGAAGCAAUGGUAUCAAGUCAUGUUUAAAUUGAUCCAAAUAUAUUAGUAAUUUUAUUUGUUAUCUGGUUUAUAUCAGUCAGAUGUGUGGUGUUUUUGUUACAGCGGUGCAGUGAAUCUAUAGUGAGAGAGUGUCUGCUUAUCUAUAAAAACCUCUACUUUCCCCAUUUCUGAAUAAGGAAAAUUAUAAACACCAAGACACAUCAAGCUCCACUAGAGCAAAGACACUUUUUAGCAGUAUUAAAACUAAACUACAGUUUCUACAUGCAUAUGUACAGUGUAAUAAUUAGGUUCUGUUUGUUUCUGUAUGGUUUUUUGAAAAUAUGUAGUUGUGCAUCUGAAUAUUUCUUUUGUUUUAAACAUAGAACUGGUAUGACCUAUUACUCUUUGAAAGGACUAGAGGCUUCGAGCUUAAGGUAUGUGCCUUACCAUGUUGUCCAUACAAAAGAGACACUGCCAUUUUUUUUUUAUAGGAAUUGGAGAGAAAUAAGUUGUCUAUUGAAAGAGUCCCGUGACUUCACGUUACAUUGAACAUCACAUUUUGUUGGUAAGGCAUUGAGAAAUGUUGUUUUUUAAUAGUUAUUACAUUGUUUUUAUUCUUGUAAAUACGUAUUCAUUAUGUAGACUAGUUAAGAGUUUAGGUGGCAUCAGGUAUCCUACUCUAUUAAAAAGGAAUCCCUUUGCCCUGUCUUACAUUCAGACGUGAUCAAAAUAGAAUCACGAUGCCUAGCACCCUUAGACUGGGAACAAAGUCUAAAUGCUCUUUUUUUUAUAUCAGAUUACAACAAAUGUUUGUAUGGUUUUAAUAAAACAAUUAAUAAAAUA
Molecule: messenger RNA, 6907 nt
Organism: Carassius auratus (goldfish)
Lineage: Eukaryota; Metazoa; Chordata; Actinopteri; Cypriniformes; Cyprinidae
Product: transcriptional activator GLI3
Exons: 15
Coding region: 424-5196 (1590 amino acids)
Biological process (GO): regulation of transcription by RNA polymerase II; smoothened signaling pathway
Cellular component (GO): nucleus
Molecular function (GO): DNA-binding transcription factor activity, RNA polymerase II-specific; RNA polymerase II cis-regulatory region sequence-specific DNA binding
Source: RefSeq, a predicted model, not a curated record